This is a messenger RNA of Symbiodinium sp. CCMP2592, 2241 nucleotides long. The record is from the annotation of a GenBank genome assembly. Lineage: Eukaryota; Dinophyceae; Suessiales; Symbiodiniaceae.
GCUCCCGUUCUCAGCGUCGUCGCUGAUGCCGUCCACGUGGGACAGGAGGACUGGCUGAACGUUUUCCUCUGCGACACAAGCGAGGACGUGAAGAAAGGGACGGCCAUCACGUCGGACGACUGGACGGACAUGUGGCAGGGCCGCAUCACGAAGUUCUUCAAGAAGGCCGGCUCCAAAGGUCGCUCGGCAGCGAAGACCACAGGCGGCUACAAGGAGCCGGAGAGGCUGGCCACUCAGGAGUGGCUCCGAGACAUGUCCCACAGCCUCGCGGUCGUUGGCUGGGGCUUUUCGUCCUUCCGACGGACGAGCGAGGCAGGCCGGCCGAGGGUCUUGAUCCUCUGCACGGAUCAGGAGGCCACUCAGUUGGCGGCCGUGAACUACUUGAAGUUCGGCCGUUCGCUGUUCGUGGAGCACGUCAACGACCCGGCUCACCGUUCCCACAACGACGUGAACCUCGCGAUGGCGGCGGCCGGUCUGCUGACGUUCGGCCUCGUGUCCAUCGGUCCAGACGAUGGCGGACGAGAUGAGUCGUUCGAUGAGCCCUUCGGAUCCGUUGCUGCUGACUUCUUUCCGGACAUUCUGGAGGACCAAGGCCGUUCGCAAGAGGACAACAACGAGGCCGAGCGACGUGCUUUUCUGGAGAGCCUGCCAAACAGGUCGUUCGUGAGAAGCAAGGGCAGCAAGGCCUCGCAGUCUCGCUUCAACAGUCUCUCGCAGGCCCAUGCGGAGCUCGACGGCGACUGGUCGGCCUUUUGCCUCGUGCUGGUCGCUCUCUGCGUGGCCGAGGGCUGGUGCACGACGGCGUCCCAGUUGUGGUCGCCCUCCGCUGGCAUGGCCGAGACGACGACGGCCGCCACGACCAGGGCAGCCGCCAAGUCGGCCGCUCGCAAGGCUCUGCAGCAGCAGAGGGGUCGUUCGGUGAACGUCUUGCACGGGAUGACGAUGUUCGCCUGCAACCAAGACAAUCGGUCGCUGGCCAGGUCCGUGUUUUUCGUGCUUCAACCGGAGAACGUUCGGUGCAGCACGAUGCUCGCAGACCUUCGGGCGGCCGAGGCCACCGUGAGCCAGUAUGCCAACUGGGCUCACUGGCAGUACAUGGAGGGCGCUCGCGAGCAUGUCGCCAAGCUGUCCAACCUGGCCGCUCUGAAGCGGAUCGGCCUUGACAUGUCCUUCGAGCUGCCAAAGGAGGAGGUUCGAGAGGACUCGCUGGCGUGGCAGGAUGCAGUCGCUCACAGAGUCGUUCGCCUGACACACCGUCUCUUGCGAUAUCGUUGCGGCAGCCAGCUAGGGUCCACGAACGGCUGGGGAGCAUCGGCCGGCUUGCUGCACGAGUCUGCCGCCCUUCGACAGUCCAGCCUUCGCUUUCUGGAAGAGGUGGAUCGCACGGUCAAGCGUGUGCAGGCCGAGGGGUCGUUGGAAGCGAAGCUCCUCUUGGACGGCCACUCUGCCACGGCGCCCGUGAUGGCCAUGUUGCUGUCCGAGUUGCGGGAGGCGUCGUUCGUGGAGGUUCCGCCGGGGACGUUCGAGUGGCUUCGCCGUUCGUGGAGCGGCCUGCUGAACUCGAAGCUCGUGGAGGACGCCAACAAGGUCCAACGUGAGGCCGAGCAGCGGAAUGGCACUUCGAAGACGUUGGGUCGUUUGGAGGGCUGGCACGGUCUCUCGAGAAAGAAGCUCCUGGAGCAGUAUCACAGGAGAGAGGUGCCGAGUGGCCGGAUGGCGACCGUGCCCGCGAAGUUCGACGCCGACCCGUGGUUCGUGCGGCCUCAGCGGCUCCGCACGGACCCGGGCAGUUCGUCGGCCGCCGUUCGCGAGGAGCAGGAGGAGGGCCUCACGGACCAGACCUUCGAGGACGACCUUCUGAAGGGCGUUAGCCAAGCGAGGACGUGGGCCUCUCUCACACCUGAGUCGGAACAGGACAAGCUGGCUGGGUUCUCGCUGCUCACCAAGGUCGUUCGGCAGAACAUGGACUGGUCCUUCGUGGAGAAGGGAUGGUGGGCAGCCUUGGCUCCCGAGGGACAUGCCUUGCAGUUUCCGACUGGACCACCGUUGUACGUGGUUCGCAGCUACAAGCGAGCGGCUCUCGUCUGGCCCGGCAAGUUGCAGACUUCCCCUGCCGGAGACAUCGUCGGCCUGGACCUGGAGAACCCACAGGUCGGAUGGGUGCACCUUUUCGACGACGCCGUGGACGUUCUGGACUUGGCUGCGACCUCGCCACAACGUGGCCUGGCUAUAGCUUCCUAA